AUGUGUCUCAAACGAAACAAAAAUGCAAUCAUCUCUUUACUAGUAUUUUUGACAAUUUCAGUCACUGUCAAUUGUCUCACCUUUGAUGUGACCAAAUAUGAUGGAAGGCCCAAUUCUGAUAUCACUCAGGCUAUAACCAAUGCUUGGAAAGACGCUUGUGCGGCACCAACUUCAGCUAAGCUCGUGAUUCCGAAAGGGAUAUACAAAUCAAGGAAAGGAUUUUUCUUUGGACCAUGCAAAUCACCUAUAGAGUUUCAGCUUGAAGGCACAUUGCAGGCCCCGUCGACAGCCAACGGCUUCCUAAAGGGCGACGGAUGGGUUACUUUUGAGCGUAUCAACAAGCUAUCCGUGUACGGUGGUGGAACUUUCGACGGUCAAGGAAAAGAUAGUUGGGGAAAGCAUUGCAACAGGACUAAUUAUUGCAGUAAACUCCCCAUUAAUAUUAGGUUGAACUAUGUGACCAAUUCUGUGAUCAAGAGUGUAACAUCCCUAGACAGCAAACAAUUUCACUAUACAGUUUUGGGAGGAGAGAACCUGUCCUUCAAAAAUCUCAAAAUAUUAGCACCUGCCGACAGCUGGACGACUGAUGGAAUCCACAUUGGGCGUUCGAACAACAUCACCAUCACGGAGUCGAUAAUUCAAACUGGGGAUGACUGCAUCUCAAUCGGGGAUGGUACCAAGAAGUUGACCAUAACGAAAGUUACAUGCGGACCGGGCCACGGAAUCAGUAUUGGGAGUCUUGGAAGGUACAAAAAUGAACUCCCUGUGCAAGGUAUCAGUGUCAGGAACUGCACAUUCAAGGGCACCUCAAACGGAGUUAGGAUCAAGACAUGGCAAGGUUCUCCCGAGGGCGUUGCAACAGACAUGCACUUUGAGAACCUCAUCAUGUACAAUGUUGAAAACCCGAUCGUCAUCGACCAAGAGUAUUGCCCAUGUGUCACAGGGUUAAUUUUCUCACUCACAAAUUUUCCCCGCGAUGGCCUAGAUUCCUCAAUCUAG
Humulus lupulus (European hop) is the source of this 999-nucleotide messenger RNA. Its product is annotated as polygalacturonase-like. NCBI's taxonomy places the organism in Eukaryota, Viridiplantae, Streptophyta, Magnoliopsida, Rosales, Cannabaceae. Gene Ontology annotation, biological process: carbohydrate metabolic process. Gene Ontology annotation, molecular function: polygalacturonase activity. The transcript has 3 exons. The coding region runs from base 1 to 999 and encodes 332 amino acids. The record is from RefSeq and is a predicted model, not a curated record.